Messenger RNA from Anoplopoma fimbria (sablefish), 715 nucleotides. It is a transcript of the gene ttc36, whose product is annotated as tetratricopeptide repeat domain 36. Gene Ontology annotation, molecular function: protein binding. Lineage: Eukaryota; Metazoa; Chordata; Actinopteri; Perciformes; Anoplopomatidae. The transcript is spliced from 3 exons. The coding region runs from base 91 to 654 and encodes 187 amino acids. Gene Ontology annotation, biological process: cilium assembly. The record is from RefSeq and is a predicted model, not a curated record.
GGCUGGAAUUCGGGGAGGAAUGAUUCUCCACCAAGCUGUAGUUUAGGUGUCAAGAUUUGCUUCUUUGCCCUCUUUACAGACGACAGAGAGAUGGCCUCGGCACAUGACAGAGCUGUACUCCAGGCUAUAUUCAACCCCACCACCCCCUUCGGUGACAUCCCUGGCCUGAACCAAGAGGAGGAAUUAAUUGAUGACGACAGUGGCUUUGACGCAGAGUUGCUGAGGCAAGUGAAAGAGUUGGAGAUUCGGGGUGUCUCGGCAGCAGAGGCUGGGGAUUUGCAAGCCGCACUUCAACUGUUCAGCCAGGCAAUCCAGAUCCUGCCUCAGCGAGCCUCAGCCUAUAACAAUCGGGCACAGGCCCUGAGGCUGCAGGGGAACGCAGCAGGGGCCCUGGGGGACCUGGACCGAGCCAUCUCUCUGAGCGGCGGCGCCAGACGAACUGCCUGCCAGGCGCUGGUGCAGAGGGGCCUUCUACAUAGAUUGGAGUGCAGGGGCGAUGAAGCCAGAGCAGAUUUUGAGAAAGCGGCUGCACUGGGAAGUGAAUUUGCUCGACAGCAGGCCGUGGCUCUCAAUCCGUACGCAGCUCUGUGCAACAAAAUGCUGUCAGAGGUGAUCAACAAACUACGAAACCCAGAAGUGUCCCAGAUGCUGUAGUUGAUGGUUCGUUGCUGUUAUGCAGUCUGUGGUUAAUAAAAUAACAUUUUUAAGCUUUUAA